AUGAAAAUCCACCCAUUACCCAAGAAACGCAACAUUUCAUUGCGUUACAGCAUCCCAUCGAAUUUGUCAACCAAGAAGCUCCGUAGACUCCCCCACAUCUUCGAGAAAGUGCUGGAACUCCCGUUCCACUCGGACGCCGAGGUUUCGGUCCACGAAACCUCGGAUUGUCUGCGGUUUAUUGUCGUGACUGAUGAUGAUUUCGGGCAGGAUGUGAGGGCGCAGACGGUGGAGAUUUUUCCGGGGGUUACGAAGAUUGUUGUGAGAGGGAGUAAUUAUGUUAAUUUGUGUGAAAUUGGGUUUGAUGAGGUGGGGUUUGAUGUGUGGAGGUUUCGGUUGCCCGCGGGCACGAAGCCGGAGAUGGCUACUGCGGUUUAUAGUGGUGGGGAGUUGGUUGUGAUUGUGCCGAAAGGCGAGGAGGAAUUGGAUGGGAUGGAGGGCGAUGAUCGGGAAGAGAUGUGGGGGGAUGGGGAUGGGAGGCUUGUGCUUGUACAGUAA
Molecule: messenger RNA, 495 nt
Organism: Daucus carota subsp. sativus
Lineage: Eukaryota; Viridiplantae; Streptophyta; Magnoliopsida; Apiales; Apiaceae
Exons: 1
Coding region: 1-495 (164 amino acids)
Source: RefSeq, a predicted model, not a curated record